Durio zibethinus is the source of this 2133-nucleotide messenger RNA. RefSeq names its product F-box/FBD/LRR-repeat protein At1g13570-like. The record is from RefSeq and is a predicted model, not a curated record. NCBI's taxonomy places the organism in Eukaryota, Viridiplantae, Streptophyta, Magnoliopsida, Malvales, Malvaceae. Gene Ontology annotation, molecular function: protein binding.
CAUCAAAUGGCAAGCACAUUUGAGAAUAUUUUCACUAGGCUAAACCCUUUUUGCUUCCUUUUGCGUAUACUACACAUGCGGGAGUACAGCCGGGCAGCCCAACCACUCGUGCUGAUCACUGGGGUUUUGAGGCUUCGAGCUUCCCCUAAGCUGUAACCCUUCUCUUCGAAGCUCUGAUCCGAAAGUCGCAUUUGCUCUGACUGCCAUUUUCUUCUUCUUCAGAUUUCGGCUGGUAGAUCAGUUGAAACAAGGCUUUGACGGUUUAGCUAUGUUUUGGGGGGAAUUGAAAAUCAUUGCUUGAAACCCCCCAAAUAGCUAGACAGAAUGAGCAUAGUAAAUCAAAGUGAGCCACCAAGAUUGCCUAGCAAAACAAAGGCAGAGCUAGAUAGGAUCAGCAACUUACCAAGACAUCUUGUAGAGCAAAUCUUGUUACAUUUGCCAAUAAGGGAUUUAGUAAGGACAAGUGUUCUGUCAAGGACGUGGAGAUACAAAUGGGCUACAACACCAUAUCUGGUGUUUGAUAAGCAGUGUCUUAAUGUCUCUUCCCAAGAUCAAACAUUGAUAAAAAACAAGCUUGUAAACAUCAUUGACCAUGUACUCUUACUUCAUAAGGGUCCAAUACACAAGUUUAAGCUUUCUCACCGAGAUCUUUUAGGAAUCACUGACAUUGAUCGAUGGAUUCUUUAUAUAUCAAGGAGCUCUAUCAAAGAAUUCAUACUGGAAAUAUGGAAGGGCCAGCAGUACAUGCCGCCUUCUUGUUUAUUUAAUUGCCAGAAUUUAAUUCAUUUGGAGCUAUUUAAUUGCUUGCUGAAACCUCCAUUGACAUUCAAAGGUUUCAAGAAUUUGAGGAGCCUUGAUCUUCAGCACAUUACCAUCAUCCAAGAUGUGUUUGAAAACCUCAUUUCUAGCUGCCCUCUGCUUGAGAGAUUAACAUUGAUGAACUUUACUGGUGUUACACAUCUUAACAUUGAUGCACGAAAUCUGCAAUUCUUUGAUGUUGGUGGUAAUUUUGAUGAUGUUAGCUUUCAGAAUACGCCCCAUUUAGCUCUGGUUUCCAUUGGUUUGUAUGUAAAUAUCAACAAUGAUGAGAACAAUGCUCAAGACAGUUCUAGUAAAUUGCUCAGAUUCUUUGUUAAUCUGCCCCAGAUUCAAAGGCUGGAGGUUCAGAAUUACUUUUUGAAGUAUUUGGCUAUUGGAAACGUGCCAAGCAGGUUGCCUAACCCGUGUGUUGAUCUGAAUUAUCUAUCCAUUUGCGUAGAUUUUGAUGAUUUGGGGGAAAAUACAGCUGCUUUAUGCCUCCUAAGAAGUUGUCCAAAUCUCCAAGAGCUGGAAAUGUUGACUCGACUAGAGAAACGAACUACCGUGGAAAGAUCUACUAACUUCUGGGAAGAUGAUCAUUGGAGCUCGCAAUUUGCCCAUCUGAGACUGGUAAAAGUAUCAGGCAUCUCUGGUGUUAAAUCGGAAAUGGAUUUUAUCAAGUUCCUGCUCUCUAAUUCACCUUUGCUUGAGCGGUUGACUGUUAAGCCUGCUUCCCCUUCCCAGGAUGGCAAAUGGGAGUUGAUGAAGGAAUUGCUGCGGUUCCGGCGAGCCUCAAUAUAUGCAGAAGUCAUUUAUUUGGACCCAUGAUUAUCCUAGUCAUGACUGCCAUGUCAAGGAAAGACUGGAACAUGUAUAUAAUGCAAAUGGCCAUUAUGCCUCGUCGAAAUAACUUGUUCUUGCUGUUAUGCCUUGUCGGAAGAACUCUUGUAAUUAAUACUAUACAUUUGUACAUUUUUUACGUAUUUGGCAUCGGAAAUCCUCCCUGGGAGUCAUGCUCAUUCACGUUCUUCUUGACUACGCUGACUAAUCGAUCCUGUGGGCUGCUGUGGUCCAUAGACCAUCCGAAGAAGCAUGGACGAUUGUUUGUUCCAAGAAAAGUGCUCUAGAAAAGGGCUUGUCGUGGUAGCUUGUUCAUUAAUAGACGAGGAAAAAUAUGUGGACACUAAUUGUUAGACCAAGAAAACAAGGGAGCUUGUGGGUGAGUUUCUGCUUUGAUGCCAGGUAAUGCGACAUUGACUCGGAAAGUAUUCAGAUAUCUCUGUGGUCUUGAUUGCCGUCCGAAACAAAACAAAAAAAAAAGAAAGGCCCAUGGGG